Phragmites australis (common reed) is the source of this 4321-nucleotide messenger RNA. RefSeq lists its product as uncharacterized. Lineage: Eukaryota; Viridiplantae; Streptophyta; Magnoliopsida; Poales; Poaceae. The record is from RefSeq and is a predicted model, not a curated record. Bases 76 to 1398 code for a protein of 440 amino acids. The transcript has 2 exons.
GUCACGCGCGCGUCAACCUCCGCGUGCCCGAAUUCCCCAUUUGCUCGCCUCGCCGAUCCGCCACCACGACCCUCCAUGCCGGCCGCCGCGCCCGCAACCGCACCGCCGGAAAGCCUGGACGCGCGCACGGGCGGACGCGUCCUGCGCCGCGCGGCGGGGCACCUCCUCCACCCUGCCUCGCUCCCUCCGCUCCUCCUCGCCGCGCUCCUCAUCCUCCUCUUCCGCUCCGCGCUCCUCGCUGGCACGGUCCGCCUCGCUUCCUUCGCCGACCGCGACCCGGCGCUCCGCUCCCUCCUCGCCCGCCUCUCCCCUCCCGCCCCGCCCUCACCGCCGCCUCCCCCGCACCACCUCCCGCGCCGCCGCUCCCCGUUCACCUCCCCGUCGUCCUCCCUCUCCGACGACGAUGUCCUGGUCGGCCCCCUCGAUCCCCCCGCCUCCGCACCCUCCCGCCGCCGCAACGCCUCCUACCACCACGUCCUCUUCUCCUCUUACUCCGCCUCGCCCAAACCCUACCCGGUGCCGCUCCCGCACCCACUACCGGCCUCCGCCUCCCCCUUCUUCCUCGCCGUCCACAACGAGACGGUGCCGCCGAAGCCCGCCUCGCCGCGGGGCGGCGAGCUCCGCCUGCUCGACCUGACCAGGCGCGACGCGGCGGCCAUCGUCAACCUCCUCGCGCUGCUCUCCUCCGCGCACGUGCUCGCGAUCCUCGGGUACAUCGCCGUGCACUCCGCGGCGCUGGGCGCGGUGUUCGCGUCCGUCGCGGGUCGGCACGUGCAGGGGCGGCGGCGAGGGUUCCUCCUUGCCGGUGCGGCGAUGGGCGCGAGGCGGCUAACGGGGUUUGCGUUUCUCAGGUGGGCGACGCGGGAUGCGGUCGUGCAGAUGCUCUGCCUCUGGUUCUUCGCUGACGUGCAUGACCAGGCGCAGCUCUUCAGGCUCUUUGUGCUUGCCAAGCUCAUGCCAUUCUCGGCAUCCGUCAAGCCCUGGCUUGCAGCCAUUGCAGGCCCAGAGCUUGAUGGUUUCUUCGUUGCUUGGGCUGUACUUGAUGCAGUUGUAUCAGUGCUGUUCACUGUGGUGCCAUGGGUGGUUGUCAUGAACCGUGAUCCGCGCCCACCUGGGCACAAUGCUGUGAAGGAAGGGUGCUAUCUUGUUUCUCUGAUGGCAACUGAUGCCACAUUGCUCAAGUGUUGGGAGACAGUAGUGUGUGGCAGUAUGGGGCGGCUCAUCAUGAUGACAUUUGGUGGAAAGAUUGUUGGGGGAUUUCUCCAUUCGAUUGCGCAGGUCUACUUCAUGGUGGUGUGGCUGUUGUUCUACUUUGCGGCAAGGUGUAAGGAGGCACGGCUGGGUGGCCGUCAGUUUGGACUGGAGGAUGUGGCAGCUGCUCUUGACGGAUUUAGGUAGUGUCCAGUUGACGGUGGCCACUUGGUUCAUCAAUGCAUGAAGAGAGUUUUGGCCCUCUGGGGGUAAUCUGCAUACAGCCACACCAUGUGGCAUACAAGAAAGGUUGGUUGGUUUCCUUUCCAUGGAGGUAAGAUGCCCUGUCAUAGGUGUUGUAGCUCCAAGAUGAUUUGUGAAGUUUUUACGGUAGAAUUUUCCUGGGUGGUUUUUUUAGGCUGAAACUUGUGAUGUUGUAGGUUCACACACCGGUAACACUGUUGAUAUCCUCCCUUUUCUGUUUGUAAAUAGUUGUCUCUUAAUCCCAUCUCAAUAGCCCUUUAGUUGGUUCUGUGAAGAAGUUGGCUCACUAUUGAGUUCUUUUGGUCUUUGUUCUCUUAGAUUGCACAAUGAUUUGUAUCCUCAAUUGAUAUGAUAGCCUUUUUUGGUUAUCACACAUUAUCAGAAUGCCUCUUCAACAGUUGCAUAGAAUUCCCAGCCUCUAGAGUUCUAUUUAUGGACGAAGUCCCAUUUAUGGACCAGUAUAUAUUUCCAUACUUACCUACAAUUUUGGAUUACCUGGUUACUUCAUACCUUUAUUCAGUCCACAGUUCAGUUUUCACAGUUGAUUGGUUGACCCAAAAUCGGCAACGAACCAGACAAAGGUAGAAGUUUAGGUGCACAUUUUGGAUUGAUUGUUAGAGUAACGUGAGUUUUUUUUUUAUUUUGACCCUUUUUUAUUCUAAUAUUUUAACACUAUCCCUUUCUAGACUAUAUUUUAGAAAAUACGGGUGUGCUUGGUUGGAAGGCGAGAUUGGAUGGGAUAAGGUCAUCCAUAUUUUUCUGGAUGGGAUGAUCUAAUUUUUUGUUUGGUUGUGAUAGAUGUGAUGAGCUAGUUUUCUGUUUGGUUGGUGGGAUUAGAGUGGAUAGGAUGAGUUAGUUUUCUGUUUGGUUGGUGGGAUUAGAAUGGAUAUGAUGAUUUUUUCAUAUUUAUAUGCAUUCCAUAAGUAUUUGGAUGAAUUUGUGCAUGUUUGAAUUUGUUUGAAUUCAAGUUAAAUUAAAAAGAGAAUAUCAUAUGAAAUGAUAAAAAUGUAUAUAAAUGGAGCAUUACAAAGGAACUUAUUUUUUCAUCAGAUAACCUAGGGUUAGAAGCAUUUUUAUAAAUUAGUACAUCACAUGAGAAGAAUAUUAGUGAUUUUUUUUUUCAGUUUUUUGGUAAUUUAUUUGAGGCAUUAAAAAUUUCUACGUUAUAAAAGUAGAAUUUUUUGGAGAAUUUAAUUAAAUAUUGGCUUAUGCUUUUUAGAUCAAAUCAAUUAAAAUGGGUUGCUACUGAGCUCUAGUUUGCUCAUAAAAAUGUUUAGAAUUUUUGAACCAUUUUAUACUCUCAAAUAAAAUCGAGAGUUAAAUGAAAAACAUAAACACAUAAACACACGGGAACGAACGAACGUGGAUGAGCCGAUCCGACCGUUUUCGCCUGAUCGAGCCAUCCAACGUAAUGAGGGAAUAUUCUUCUAUCCUGGCUGCCCCAUCCACCCUACCCCUCUAACCAAACACUAUGAAAACUUUUUUAAUAGAUGGCGUGACCAUAGUCAUUUGUCACGCUACGACGACCGGCGCGACGAAAGGGGUAGUUCCUAGAAAUAUAAUCUUGCCGGGGUUAAUAUUAAAAUAUUAGAAUAAAAGGAGUUGAAAUAAAUAAAAAAUCGUCUCUUGUCAUGAAAGACAUUUUUGGUACAUCCUACUUGGCCCAUACAGUUAAUUGUUAUGCAGUUCCUUUGUUAUGUAUGGGCUUAGGACACUAAAACUAAAUAGUUGACUUAGUCCACGCAUAUAUUUAGUCUUAUUAUUGUCUGACAGUUCAUUUUGACUCGUAUAGUCGUGUUUAUAUCAUGAUCACAUAUCUCAGUUAAUGUAGAUGUAUUCAGACAAUAAAAUUGACUUAGAAAUAAUUUGUAAAUCAACCCAUUGUUUUUGGGUCAUGGCCUUUAUUUCACCAUACAAGUGAAUCAUGUGUUACUUGUCCUGAAUUAGUUUUCUGAGCCUUGUGUGAAAUACUGUAACUAUAUUGGAAAUGUUUAUUAGCUACUACAGUCUGGCCCUCUUUUCUUUCUGCUCAUUCGCAUUAUAGCCCUCUUUUUGGCACCUGUAUAUAUUAAUUUUUUCGCCUAAGCUUGAAGCAAUCCUUUCACAGAUAUAUCCAUGUCAGACGUAAGAUAUCUAUCUGUAUAUUGCUGCUGAUUACACUCUUGCAGUACUCAAAAGCAACAGUGGCUCUUUGCAAUGCCUAUUCCUUAUAUCAUACUAUUGGAUUGAGUGAUCAGCUGCUGCUAGGCUUUACUAAUGCAUGGGAAAAUGUUCGUUGUACUUUACAAGAUGAGUUUUAGGUUGCCCGAAAUGUGACUAUCUUUAGUUGUUUUGCAUCAUUUGCAACUUUGCAAGAAACGUGACUAUCUUUAGUUCUAGGUUGCCCGAAAUGUGACUAUCUUUAGUUAUUUUGCAUCAUUUGCAACUUUGCAAGAGUGCUGUUGACAUAUGAUUUCAGGCUUUCAGUUUGGUACAUAUACUGCUUAGAAAAUUAUAAACAUUCACGUGCAUCAUGUAAUAUUUGGGAAUAGAAUUUGUCAAAUGCACAACAUUGUAUAUUUUGCUAUUUCUUUUUCUUUUUACCCUUUUUCUCUUAAUGUGAUGGCUGUUGAUGUUGCCAUCUCGUUGAUAAAUAAGAAGAGUAUAUCUUAGUCUAGUUUCAUGUAAACAUCUCGCUAUUGAGUUUGCACCGUUAGGAUUUUUAAGCUGCUACUCGGAACUACAUAUUUUUUUGGGUACAGGAAUGUAUCAACACAAACUAGGUAGACUGGUGCUACGUGGCAUAGUGCCAUCCCUGAAGCUUGUGCAAAAUGUAUUCUGUUUUGCCUCUUUUGUUUCUUUGAUGAAAUAAGAAUGGGGUUUCUUC